UAUCCCGCGCAGAGCCAACUGAUCCUCAGAGCCAAAUCCGUUUGGCAAACUUUCGCUGGCGUUUGCUACGAUGCAGAUGGACGAGUCAGUCUGUGUCGCCAAAGAGGGAUCCGGCAGGCUGAACCAAAUGAGAACUUGUUUUGAUCUCUAUUAACCGGCAAGAAAGACGUGAAGUGAGUACAAGUGAUUUUCCCAUAUACUUCACACUCAUCCUCCUUCCGUACCCUGUUUUUACUCUCAGUGCGCCUAUCGGUCACCAUUCCUAUUUGGGCUCAGUCGAGAAGCGCUGGGAGUGGAAGGGGAGUAAAGGAUGGAGCCGACCCCAAGCAGUAGCCCCAGCGGCCCCAGCCAGCCCCCCCAAGCCGCCCAGCACGAACCCAUCAGCUUCGGAAUCGACCAGAUCCUCAGUGGCUCUGAUCCGGAAGGUUCUCAGCAAAACAGCAACAGAGGCAGUUCGGAUACCGGGGGCAGUUAUCAUCUGGGCAGCCCCACCGGAGCAAGCACGGCGCCAUACACAGCACUGCCUGGCUCUUUCCAUGGCAUCUCUGCGCCUUUCGAGGACUCGAGCUCCUAUGGUGUGAACCUGACUCUCGCUCCUGGUGGCGUGAUCCGGGUCCCGGCGCACAGACCCCUGGCUGCCGCGGUCCCACCUCCCAUGGCCAGUGCGGUUCCAGGCUUCGGCAGCCUCAGCUUUCCCUGGAUGGAGAGCAGUCACAGAUUCGCCAAGGAAAAGUUCGCAGCAGCUCUGACCCCUUUUGCUGUAUCCCGUCGGAUUGGUCACCCGUACCAGAAUCGCACGCCGCCAAAGCGCAAGAAGCCACGAACAUCUUUCUCACGGGUGCAGAUCUGUGAGUUGGAAAAGCGCUUCCACCGGCAGAAAUACCUGGCCAGUGCCGAGAGAGCAGCCCUGGCCAAGACACUCAAGAUGACUGAUGCUCAGGUUAAGACCUGGUUCCAGAACCGCAGGACAAAGUGGAGGCGACAGACGGCAGAGGAGCGAGAGGCGGAGCGACAACAAGCCAAUCGGCUGAUGAUCCAGCUGCAGCACGAUGCUUUCCAGAAAUCCCUGAGUGACUCCAUGCCCCCAGAUCCCCUCUGCAUCCACAAUUCCUCUCUUUUUGCCCUACAAAACCUGCAGCCCUGGGCCACAGACGAAGGGGGCAAGUUGGGAGGUGUGACUGCGCUCGUGUGAGGGUGGGGCUGUCAGCCAUGCAUGCUGACAGGAACUCGGUAUGGCCAACUGGCUUGCAGAGUGCAUUUGUAUGAGAGUGGCCUCACAUUCAGGUUUGGAUUCCUCUAUCCCCACACUGCACCCAGUUUCAGUCCAAGGGUAAAGGGGAGGGUAAGGAAAAUAAAAAGGGAGACAAAGGGACAAUAAGUUGUAAAGCACCUUGCAUUAUAAGAACGGCCCCUUGUUCAUCUGCCACCAAACCCAAGAGUCUGGCACUAACAGGCUUGUCCUGUUUUGAGGGCAUUGGAUAGGGCAUCUAUAAGUGACCCCAGGAACAGCACUUGGGUUUCUGUUGGUACUUUUUAGGCUGUGAUCCCUGCAAAUAAAGUUUCAGGAGACAGGAAUUUGAUUCUGAAGGCAGCCAGUGGCCAUCGGACAUUUUCUUCUUUCGGUUAAGCGGUCUUGAGGUUUCACUACAUGUGUGGCACCCAUGCUCCUCUACACACAGCACAUACCCCAUCUGUGCCCUGAUGGAAAUUGUAUGGUAAAAUAUGUGCAGGAGGACUAAAGACAAGAAUGUUUACAUGCCACACCGAAAAAACAUUUUCAAAAUGCCAUAUUUAUAUGAAUGUCUGUGCCACAGAAUCAUGUACUAUAAUUUGUAUUUUGCAAAUGUGUAAAUAAUCAAAAAGUUUUUAAGAACAGACACUGCCAUGUUUUUUUUCUUAACCCAUUAUACCCUAAGACAGUUUGUUCCAAACUCUUUAGGGGGUUGCUCUCGUAAGCCACAAUUGCCACACCAUAAUUUUCCCCCAGUCUUCUGAAACACAGUCCUCUACCAAUGAUCCCAACUCAAAUAUUUAUUACAAUGCCAGUCAUCUGUUUGCAGCAUCAACCCAGCUCAUGGUGCAGUUAGCAAAGCAUCCAGGGAAAUGUCGCCCUCUUGUGGACAUAGGCUCUUACAACAAAUGCAGCAAAGAUCAGGGACACCCCUGCAGAAUGCAGCAGCAUCAAAGGUAUUUCUAGUUUUAAAUAAAAAGCACAUCUUGAGAAAAUAAGU
Messenger RNA from Scleropages formosus (Asian bonytongue), 2231 nucleotides. It is a transcript of the gene tlx3b, whose product is annotated as T cell leukemia homeobox 3b. The transcript has 3 exons. Bases 311 to 1192 code for a protein of 293 amino acids. The record is from RefSeq and is a predicted model, not a curated record. Gene Ontology annotation, cellular component: nucleus. Gene Ontology annotation, biological process: animal organ development; regulation of transcription by RNA polymerase II. NCBI's taxonomy places the organism in Eukaryota, Metazoa, Chordata, Actinopteri, Osteoglossiformes, Osteoglossidae. Gene Ontology annotation, molecular function: RNA polymerase II cis-regulatory region sequence-specific DNA binding; DNA-binding transcription factor activity, RNA polymerase II-specific.